Durotheca rogersii is the source of this 1611-nucleotide messenger RNA. RefSeq lists its product as uncharacterized. The record is from RefSeq and is a predicted model, not a curated record. Bases 486 to 1103 code for a protein of 205 amino acids. The transcript has 2 exons. Lineage: Eukaryota; Fungi; Ascomycota; Sordariomycetes; Xylariales; Xylariaceae.
GAUAUAACUGGUCAGUCCGGCGAAUAAAUAAAUACCUAGCAAUAGAGAGGCGCUCCCGGGAACCCCUGGCUGAGCUGGCCCCGUCACAUGAUUCGGCGUCCCAGUGGCCUGGGUGCGACGGCAAAUCACUGGCGAGCCGUCAGACUACCCGUUCGGUCGGGACCGGGGUAUCUAUAGGUCGAUUCAGCCCCUAGGACUGGCGCAUCGCCGCCAAUGAGCGUGGAGGGGCCGCGGUGCCUGUUCUCGAGAGGUACUCGCAGGUGCGGGCUUUGGGGUCGUCCUCGACAUGAGACGAUGUCUUAGCAGCAAUUCCUGACAGUUCACCACCCGUGCCCCUUUGGUCGUCAACCUCACUUAUCGUCGUUUUCCCCCACUUCAGCUGCCGAAGCGACCCGCUGGCGUUUGCUGAUUUGUCUCGUGCACGGUCUGACAAAGGAACGUACCUACAUAUACAGGCGACUUACACGAGCCACGCAACCGCCGUCAUGAGCAAUAGCAACCUAUCCCAGAUCACAUCCGAGAUCCCUGACUUUAUUGGCGGGCUCCCCAAGAGGAAGUCCAAGGGCCCUGCCCCACAGGAUGAAUUCGACCAGUACUUUGACUAUACACGUUUCUAUGGCGACGCUCCAGCCGCCGAUGCCGCCUCGCCGAGCCGGUCUGACGCCUCGUCCAUCCCCGGGCUCACCUCCGGCUCUUCGGACGAGGACGGCGCCCCUUCCCCCCGGCCCGCCGAGGACACCCUCAACUUCAAAGCAGCCGUAAAGCAGAUCAAGCAACACGAUGACAUCUUCACCGUGCCCGCGAGGGAGAUCAGACCCAAUGGCGGAGAGCCGUAUCCCUACACCGUGGACAUUGACGGUACCCUGGGCUCAACUGGGGCCGACCUUCAGGGAUCCGGCCGUAGCAGCCCCCUGUUCCCCGCCUCCUCCAGUGGGGCAGGAUCGCCGUGCCAUAGCAGCCCUAGCUCCGCCUCUGCCGACUCCCCGCUGAGCCGUGGUAAGCGGCAUCGUCCCCUAGAAAACCCCGAAAAGGUUGCUCAGAUGCGCAGAAUUGGCGCUUGUUUCCGGUGUAAGACGCGUAAGGUCACUGUAAGUGAACCGUGACGAUUUCCCCGGUAGCCGCUCGUCCUAAUCCGCUCCCAAGUGUGACCAGCAAGUCCCUUGCUCGCGCUGUAUGGCCGAUGCAGCCAAAUACGGCCACGACGACGGCGACCUGGCCGAACACAUGUGUUUCCGCCGUCCUUCCCCCAGCAAUGACCACGUCUUUCAGGUGAUCUGGAAGGCGGACUCGAAUCUGUCUGUCGUGUCGCAGAGGGGUGUCCCUCUAAAGUGGGAAGUUUUCUUCGGACAGGGUAACAUCCUCGGGCAGUCCUUGCCUAUCUCGGUCUCCCAGGACGAAGGUCACAGUCUCGGUGGAAACCUGAGAUGUCAGAGGGGGCAAGCCGGCCAAGGGCAGCCCGCUCCCCGAUACGUCUGGAAUCCCGAACAAGCCCCCGAGGACAAGGUACUUAUCGAAUGGGCCUCGUGCCAGAUGCUCGGCGAUGGAGCCUCCGACUUUCAAACAGCUCUGGACGCCCUAGUUAGAAACUACGCCCGAAGCGGGCAGUCCUUC